AUGAAGGUGCCACCACUGAGAUUAAUAGCCUUGGUGGAGCCAUGGUACCCCUCCCCCAGAAUACCUACAGCUCAUGAACCAGAGAGUUAUGACAUUGAUCCUACAAUAUCUGAAGCUUACGGUCACAGAGAGAAGGCAGAUUCCGUGGAGCCCCCGGGAGAGGGACAAAAGGGCAGAGCCAAGAGGAGAAGGAAAGGUGGAACACCGAAAGGUUGGAGAGCUCGCCAGAGCGAAGUAGAGGAGGCAAGGAAGGUGCUUUCUCUUCUGCAAAGCUUUGUACUUCCUGUCUUCUGCAGCCCCCUGGGCCGGCACGAUGACACCACUCGCUUUCGUCAACUCUUAUGUCCAGACCCCUCCUGCGAGGUGUGUAAUAAGGCAACUGCUGAGGUCAAUCGGCUGCUAUUCCCAGAGGCCCUGGAAGAUUCUACUUCCUCUGUGUCCCCGUUGGCUUCCACAGCUCCUGUGACUGAGUCAUCGUUUACUCUGUCCCCUGCCUUCUCAACAGUCCCUCCAAGAGACCUAACAGCAGCCUCUCUGCUUGAGCCUUCCCCACUACCCACCUCCGUUCUCUCCCCUAACCCAGUGACUCCCUUAGUUGACUUUUUUUCACCCUCACCACUGGGUCACUCUCUGGCACCAGAGCCUUUUCCUUCCUUGGAUUCCAAAUUCCCUGUGGACUAUUCCCCACCCCAACCCCUUGCCUUUCCCCCUCUCCUACCACAUGACACUCAGACAGCAGAUCCUGUUCCCCCACGAGAGGCCACUUUGUCUCCGGAUACCAUUUUCUCUCUUGACCCCACCCUUUCCCAAGAUAUCAAUCCCUUAUCAGAUUUGUCCCAGGCAGUGAAUCACCCCGAUUCUUCUGCUUGUCAUCAUGCACCACCAACUCUGUCUGUUUCACCACUGCCAGACUGCACUUUAUCUGUGACUCAACCUAAAUCAACUUCCAUCUCACUGAAGCCUGUUCUGGAGAAGUUAUCUCCAGAUAGCUCUGGUGGGUUGUCCACUUGUGUUUCAACAAUCAGAGGCACUGAGCAUUCAAGCCUGUCAAUUUCAGACUUCUCCUCAAGAGAGAGAAUGUUUCCCUCCCUCUACCAGACACCUGUCUCUGGGGAGACUCUGUUACCAAGCAUGUGGAGGCCAUCCAGGGACUCUUGGAGAGACAAAUAG
Messenger RNA from Balaenoptera ricei (Rice's whale), 1170 nucleotides. RefSeq names its product spermatogenesis-associated protein 31D3-like. The transcript has 6 exons. The coding region runs from base 1 to 1170 and encodes 389 amino acids. NCBI's taxonomy places the organism in Eukaryota, Metazoa, Chordata, Mammalia, Artiodactyla, Balaenopteridae. The record is from RefSeq and is a predicted model, not a curated record.